Molecule: messenger RNA, 1184 nt
Organism: Neodiprion fabricii
Lineage: Eukaryota; Metazoa; Arthropoda; Insecta; Hymenoptera; Diprionidae
Gene: tsr
Product: cofilin/actin-depolymerizing factor homolog
Exons: 3
Coding region: 153-599 (148 amino acids)
Biological process (GO): actin filament fragmentation; cell motility; actin filament severing
Cellular component (GO): actin cortical patch; actin cytoskeleton; cytoplasm
Molecular function (GO): actin filament binding
Source: RefSeq, a predicted model, not a curated record
CGCGCAUUGAUACACAAGGAAAGGAAACUCCCUUCCCGUUUGAGCGCGACCCCCAACCGGACAGAGCUAUCCAGUUCCACUCAAUCGAGGACCCGUGAAAGUGGUGAAAAGUGCUUAUUUAUUUGGCUUCUUGGAUUCCGUGAGAUUUCAAAAUGGCAUCUGGUGUGACUGUAGCAGACGCUUGCAAGACGACAUACGAGGAAAUAAAGAAGGACAAAAAACAUCGGUAUGUGAUCUUCCAUAUCAAAGAUGAGAAGCAGAUCGACGUAGAAGUGAUUGCACCCCGAGAAGCAACCUACGAUGCUUUCCUUGAAGACCUGCAAAAGGGCGGUCCUGAAGAAUGCCGCUAUGGUCUAUUUGAUUUUGAAUAUACCCAUCAAUGUCAGGGAACCUCAGAGGCUUCCAAGAAACAAAAACUUUUCCUGAUGUCGUGGUGCCCUGAUACUGCUAGAGUUAAGAAGAAGAUGUUGUACUCUAGCUCAUUUGAUGCCCUGAAAAAAUCUUUGGUCGGUGUGCACAAGUCUGUUCAAGCAACGGACCUAGCAGAAGCAUCCGAGGAGGCUGUCGAAGAGAAACUUCGAGCCAAUGACCGGAAUUAAAAAGACUAAUUCCAAUAACCCAAAAAAUAAUAAUUAUUAUUAAAUAAAGAAGAAACAAAAAAAAUCCCUUACCCCAUAUAUCGCUCUGUACUCUACCAUCAAACGUUUCAGGGGUUCACUUUUUACAUAUUUUUCACUCUUCAGCCAAUUAUUAUUGGAUAUCAUGCUACAUACAUUUAUUAUUCAGCAAAUGAGGGGCGGGGAGGGGGGAGUGAAGGAUUGAUUGAUGGGUACAGGCUUUGAUUGAUUACAAAGAAGGGUGUAGCAAACGAGGGGAAACAUUUUUGUUUUCAUAUUGUGAACGUUGUGUGAAUCUGUCUGAUAUACAUAAUAAUAAUAAUAAUAUUAAUAUUAAUUAAUAUUCUGCUAUUACAAUUAAAGAUAAUGUAAUAAUUAUUAUUAUUGAGUUAUGAAAAGCAGUCAAAGAAAAAAUAAAAGAAGAGGGGAAGAAAAUGUAUGCAUCAGUUGAGAAGGAAAAAAAAUCGGAACAACAAAUCAAUUGAACUGCAGUAAUCAUAAUUGACAAGAAUAUUUCGUUUUUGUCACAGGCUGUAUAAUGUUUAAAUUAAACUCAUUUCAUAAUGA